Messenger RNA from Cryphonectria parasitica EP155, 705 nucleotides. RefSeq names its product cytidine/deoxycytidylate deaminase family protein. The record is from RefSeq and is a predicted model, not a curated record. The coding region runs from base 1 to 705 and encodes 234 amino acids. NCBI's taxonomy places the organism in Eukaryota, Fungi, Ascomycota, Sordariomycetes, Diaporthales, Cryphonectriaceae. The transcript has a single exon. Gene Ontology annotation, molecular function: catalytic activity.
AUGGCCACCAGCACCAUCACCAAAACCGACCCCUCGGCCCUCCUCCGCGCCAUUCUCACCACCACAGAAGAGCACAUCAUCCCUCUCACCCGCCAGGGCGUCACCUCGGGCUGCAAGCUCUUCGGCGCCGCCAUCCUCCGCCGCGCCGACCUGCAGCCCCACACCGUCGCCACCAACAACGAGCGCGUGUCGCCCCUCCUGCACGGCGAGAUCAACUGCAUCCAAGAGUUCUUCACGAAGCCAGGAGGCCUAGGAGGAGAAGGAGGACGACAACGGGAAAGCGCAGACGUGCCCCGGCCCGAGACAAAAGACUGCAUCUUCUUCGCCACCCACGAGCCCUGCUCGCUGUGCCUGAGCGGCAUCACCUGGGCCGGCUUCCGCGAGUUCUACUACCUCUUCACCUACGAGGACUCGCGCGACCUGUUUGCCAUCCCGUACGACAUCGAUAUCCUGCAGGAGGUGUUUCGGGUGCGCGCCGAGGGCGAGACGGACGAGGCGCUGGGCGGGCGGGCGCUGUAUAACCGGCGCAACAAGUUCUUUUGCGCGGGCAGCCUGGCGGAGCUGGUCGAGCAGGUCGAGGACGGGGCGGAGAGGGAGAGGUGGCGGGGAGAGAUUGCGAGGGUGAAGGGGCUUUAUGGGGAGCUGUCGGAUACGUAUCAGGAGGGGAAGAGCAAGGGCGUCGAGACGGCCAGCGUGUGGAAGUAG